GACUAGUUUAGUUUGGGAUUAUGUUUCGCAUAGACUGGUUGAACCAAAGGGUCUGUUUCUGUGCUGUACAUCCGUAUGAGUCUAAAUGGGACUUAGAUCAGUUUAGGAUUUAUGAUCGGCGUGGAAGAGAUGGUUUGCUUGCUUUACAACUCUAUGACUCUGAAUUUAAUCAUUCACCUCAUCUCGACCCUUCAUGAUUUCAUGAGGUCACCCCUGAACCUGCUGCUGUCCAGGAGACCCCAGCCCAUUCAGUCUCUCCUGACACCCUGGUACAUCUUUGCUCUAUGGAAACAGACAUGCAAACAUAGAAGCCAUGCACAGGUACAGAUAGACAGAGGCAAUGUACAGAUACAGAUCUCCCCUUCCCUCCCCAUGGGAUUUUGGGUGGGGGGUGGAAGGAGAGAUGGCAAUGGGGAAGAAAGGGGUGGUGUCUUCUCUCGAAGCAGCCAAUCAGAGAGCCUCUGGCAGGGCACAGGGGCACCCACGUGUUGCGGUCGAAUUGCUACAUGCAACGGUACACGUGUGUUGGCAACAUUAGUCAGGUUCCCAGGCUCAGACUGCGAGCGGAGGAGCUGGGCUACUGGAGUGGAAUAGCCCCGGAGACAGGGGGAACAUAGAGAGAAAUCACAGCAACUGAAACCAGCUAAAUGGACUCGACUGGGAGCAGGGCUUCUCGAGAGUCCGCGGAGGGGCUCAGCAGCGAGGACGACGGCGACGGCGACAUCUUCCUUUCCGACAGCGACUCCGACCGAGCCCUGGGCCCCGCGCGGCUCCCUCCGCGCGGCCGGCCCGCCGGCGGGGCGCCUCGAGCCCUCAUCCCUCACCCCAUGUCGGCCUCGCACCUCAAGAAGCCGCUGGAGAACAUCUACUUUGCCUCGGCCCCCGCCAGGCCGCGCCCGCCGCUGCCAUCAUGGGGGGGAGCCUGGAAACUCUCCCUCGACGGUGGCCACCAUCUCGGUCAGUACCCGCAGAGGUUCCGAAGCAGGGGGGGCCUGAAACGGAGAAGGGAGUGGGAUACAUCCGAGCAGCAGGGGACCGUUUGGAGUGAAAAGGCACCUCGCGCCAGGACCGGAGGGGACCUACUUUUUGCACAGAAGUGUAAGGAACUUCAGGUGUUUAUCCGGCCACUCACUAUCCUCCUCGAUGGGCUGAAGACUGGGCGCUACAAUAAAGGUCUGACCAGUUUCCAGCAGAGCGUUGCUAUGGACCGGAUCCAAAGGAUCGUGGGAGUUCUGCAGAAGCCAGGGAUGGGGGAACGUUAUUUAGGGACGCUGCUUCAAGUGGAAAUGAUGCUGAAGGCUUGGUUCCCUCAUGUCACCACGGCAACGCCAGGCCCCGAAGGCUCCGGGCCUGCAGGAAGUGAAUGCAAUGCACGAAAGCACGUACGGACCAUGUCUUCGGAGACCAGUUCCUCAUGGGCAUCGCUGUCCCCUUCCUCGUUCCGAAGACCAUCCUUCAGCGACGGUGCCCCCCAGGAGUCAGCAGACUGUACCCCUCCCUGGGAGGAGAGGCCAAAGCUCAGGGCAGGCUGGUGGAAAGGGCGGUUUGGCGUGACGGCCCACUGGAGCGUCCCCCAGACCCUGCGGUGCCCUUCUUUGGUCGUGCAGGACGGCUCGGACCUCUCCUCCUCUGCAGCUCCUAUUGCUACCACUGCCCACCCCAGAGCCGCCUGGCCGGUCCCAGGGGCCUGGGCUUCCGUCUUCAAGAGUUCGGCUUGCCAGGGGCAUCCAGGCAGGAGCAGCAGUGCCCCACCUUGUGUUCCUGCUGCCCGCAGCUCUGCCACAUCCUGGCCCCUCGUCCUGUCGUGCGGUUCCGUUGUGCUGUUGGAUCUGCCAGAGGAUUAUGGGAGACAGAGCCAGAAGUAGGCCCAAACUCAGUCAGCUCAGGCCUCCUCCCAGGGAUUCCUGUUUUUUUUUGGAGAGAAUGGGGAAUAUCCAAAAGACUUGCGUUUUUAUGGUACCUUUAGUCACCUCAGGAUCUCCCGGUCAAUGAAAUUUGUGUAAUCACUGUAGGAAAACAGAACUGAUAGACACACAGCAAGCUCCCACGUAACAGUGGAGAAUUGGUUUGCUAUUGGUUGAAGCAUUAAUAUCGGACACGGGGGAAGGAGAACUCCUCCCGCAUACAGUCUUCCUCAAAGUGGCAGUAGGAUUUUUUUUUAUGGCCACACGAGAGGAUGGAUGGAGACUUAGUUUAUUGGCGCUGUCCCUCCGGUGCCCGCUCCCUCGGCGCCAUCCCUCCGACAGCAUGGCAGUCCUUCGGCGCCGACCCUCUGACACCAUGGAGACGCAGAGACAACUGCCUCAAGUGUCCUUAAACCCAUCUGGCAUCAGCUUGUCAAGCCUGGAACAGGGCGUGCUGCUUUUCGUGAUGCGAGCCAAGAACUGGGUACGGCUUGGAGGUUUGGGAAUAAUUUCUGAGGCAAAAAAUUCUUGGUGGAUUUGAUGGCAUGUUCCAGCAAUCAACAGGAUGUGGUUUUGGGUGAUCAACUUUCUUUCUCACAGUUCGCAUCCUUCCUUCAUCUGCCAAACUACCUGACAAUACUUUUUGCCUUAUUUUGAAAGGUGUUUGCGAUGGUUUAACUGAACAAUUUCGUGGUUCUGUUUUUAGUUGUAAGGAGAACCUCUGGUGAAGGGGCAAAUCCCCGCGAGUCCCUGGAGUAGAAGAUUACGGGGAACGUGGAAACUGUCGGCCAAAAUUGUGUGUGAAAAUAAAAAGCAGAAUAGCUUCUUAGCUUCCUAUAAGAAA
This is a messenger RNA of Stegostoma tigrinum, 2748 nucleotides long. Its product is annotated as circadian-associated transcriptional repressor-like. The transcript is spliced from 6 exons. Gene Ontology annotation, cellular component: nucleus. The record is from RefSeq and is a predicted model, not a curated record. Bases 648 to 1865 code for a protein of 405 amino acids. NCBI's taxonomy places the organism in Eukaryota, Metazoa, Chordata, Chondrichthyes, Orectolobiformes, Stegostomatidae. Gene Ontology annotation, biological process: negative regulation of DNA-templated transcription; circadian regulation of gene expression. Gene Ontology annotation, molecular function: RNA polymerase II cis-regulatory region sequence-specific DNA binding.